Messenger RNA from Daktulosphaira vitifoliae (grape phylloxera), 3079 nucleotides. RefSeq names its product ionotropic receptor 93a (gene Ir93a). The transcript is spliced from 19 exons. Gene Ontology annotation, molecular function: signaling receptor activity; ligand-gated monoatomic ion channel activity. Gene Ontology annotation, cellular component: membrane. Gene Ontology annotation, biological process: monoatomic ion transport. The coding region runs from base 331 to 2937 and encodes 868 amino acids. The record is from RefSeq and is a predicted model, not a curated record. NCBI's taxonomy places the organism in Eukaryota, Metazoa, Arthropoda, Insecta, Hemiptera, Phylloxeridae.
AAGAGUGGCCUAGAUUCUUGUCGGGGUUAACGAAAUCCGACUCUGUCCGAAGACUCGCGUGAUCAGUUCGCGACCCCAAAGCCAUACGUUUUUAAAUCCCUAUAUCCAUAACAUGGUUUCAUUUAUACUUUUUACUUAUAAAAUUACUUACUUUUCUUAUAAAAUUUUGUUAUUACCCAUUACUUAAUUUUUGUCAUUUCACAAUAACGAAUUGUUCAACGAUAAAAAACAAAAAAUAUGACAGGUGUCCUUAAUUCCUUUAAUAUUCGAUUACAUUAAUAAUCAUGCCGUUGAGUUCCAACAACCCUUUUAGUUUUCAAAAUAGCAACCAUGAAAUCUACAACAGUCUUUACUACUAUUUUGAUACAUCUUUUAUUAAUUACUAUUUGCCGUUCUCAGAACGGUUAUAAUUUUGAAUCAGGGCCAAGGAAAAAUGACACAAUCGCAAUAAUUAUCAAUCCAAAGUUUGCGAUUAGUACCAAGAAUAAAAUCUGGGAAACAGUUAAUACACAUGUACAAAAGUUAAAGCAAGAUAUUUUUAAACAAGCUGGCGUGUCUGUUGAACUACAUACCAAAACAAAUAUUAAACUCUCAAGAGAUGUAGUGUCAGUAUUCAUAGUUUCAUACUGUGAUGAUGUAUGGAAUUUAUAUCGACAAGCUGAAUUUGAAGGACUCAAUGAAUGUUUAUACAUAUCAAUAACUGAUACAGAUUGUCCAAGGCUACCAGCCAAUGAAGCUAUAACUAUUCCUUUGUUGUCAAGUCAUAAUGAGUUAUCACAACUUAUUUUAGAUUUGAGGACAUCAAAUUCAUUUCCAUGGAAAUCCAUUGUCGUGAUGCACGAUAAGACUAUUGACAACAAAAUUGUUCAACACAUUGUUACUUCAUUAACUAAACACUAUUCAAAUUCAAUUAAAUCACCAUCAGUAACUAUUUUUGAAUUUUUUACUCAAGAACCAGAAUGGAAACGGAGAAAAAUAUUAAUACAAAACUUUCAACAAUUUUUAAAAGAAGGCGAAAAAAAUUCUAAUUUUAUUUGUAUAAUUAGCGUGCAUCAUGUUCCAUUGAUACUAGAUGCGGCUAAAACCUUACGUCUUUUAUCGGCAGAAAAUAGUUGGUUAAUAAUUAUACCGGACAUGGAUUCUUCUAGUAGCAAUGUAUCGUCGUUUUCUAAUUUGUUAAGUGAAGGCGAGAAUGUAUCUUUUAUUUACAAUGCGACUAAAACUGAGCCAAAAUGUGUAGGUGGCUUGCUGUGUUUGGUGGACGAAUUGAUGUCAGUAUUUUUAAUGGCAUACAGUGCUUCAAUCCAGCAAGAAAUGGAAUUAUCACAAAGAGUUUCAGAAGAAGAAUGGGAUGAAAUCAGGCCAUCAAAAACUGAUAGAAGACAUUCGAUGGUUUCAUUUAUAAAAUACCGGCUGAAUGAAUCAGGAAUUUGUGAAACGUGUCCUGCUUGGCAAAUUGAUUCAGGCAUCACGUGGGGACAAGAACACUUUGGUAGUAGCGAUGGAUGUCAUUUGAUUCCUGUUGGUAACUGGAAUGCAAAAACUGGACUAAAAUUGACUGAACCUCUUUUCUCGCAUAUGAUCAAUGGCUUUAGAGGAAUGAAUCUACCUAUAGCUACAUUUCAUUUUCCUCCUUGGCAAAUUAUAAAUUAUAAUAGCAGUGGACACCUUAUUGGGUACAGCGGACUUGUUUUCGAUGUCAUCAAUCAACUUGCUAACACUUUGAAUUUUACAUAUACUGUAAUGAUUGUUACAAAUGAUCAAGUAAACUCGAACUAUACCAAAUCUAUUUUUACUAGAAGCAGCAUCUUGGGAGAUCAUGAUGCUGCAGUUCCAAAUGAUUUAUGGGAUAAAACUAUAGAGCUUAUAAGAUCAGAUAAAGUUUUUAUUGCUGCUGCUGCUUUUACUGUAAAAGAAGCAAAUCUAGAAUUGAUUAACUAUACUGCACAUUUAAGUAUGGAGCCUCAUCAAAUUCUAGUGGCAAAACCUAAAGCGUUAAGCCGAGCUUUAUUAUUUACUGCUCCAUUCACAUUACUGACUUGGCUAUGUAUAGCAAUAGUUGUUGGUAUUAUGGGUCCUCUAUUAAACGUAUUCCAUACUUUAAGUCCAUACUACGAAUAUCAUAAAAUAAAUAGAAAAGGAGGUCUGAAUUCACCUCUCAAUUGUUUUUGGUAUGUGUAUGGAGCAUUACUUCAACAAGGAGGUGCUCAUUUACCAGACGCUGACAGUGGUCGUUUAGUGGUGAGUACUUGGUGGCUUUUCGUACUUGUCAUUGUUACUACUUACAGUGGUAAUUUGGUCGCAUACUUGACUUUUCCUCAAAUGGAUACAAUGGUAUCUAACGUUGAUGAGCUAAUGGAUCGUAAAUCACAAGGAUUCACGUGGGGAAUACCAGAAUCUUCUAAUUUGCAUUCGUUACUCAGUACAUUACCAGAAGACAUAACUAUAAAAGAGUUAAUUAAAAAUGCAGAGCAUCACAUCGAUAAAUCAUCUUCAAUUAUUGAUAGAGUAAGAGCUGGUAAACAUGCAUUAAUUCAACGUCGAACCAAUCUCAUUUAUUUAAUGAAAAACGAUUUCUUGCUGACUAAUAGAUGUGAUUUUGCUAUAGGUAAUGAAGAUUUUGCAGAAGAAAAACUAGCCAUGGUCAUUUCAAAAGGUAGUCCGUAUCUUAAAAAAAUUAAUAGAGAGAUUGAAAAAAUGCAUAAAGUUGGUCUUAUGAACAAAUGGUUGGUUGAUACACUACCAAAAAAAGAUCAAUGUUGGACCAAAACUCAAUUAGAAGUUACAAAUCAUAAAGUUAAUUUAGAUGAUAUGCAAGGAUCAUUUAUUGUUCUUUUAAUGGGCGUGCUUGCUUCAUUGGUUUCAUUUUUUGUUGAAUAUAUAUUGAAAAAGUACAAAAAUCACCACGAAAUAAUAAUACAACCAUUUAUCAAUUGAAAUUAAAAAGAAUAUUUCGAUUUAAGUAGUCGUUUAAUUGUUAAAAAAAUGUUAUUGUAAAAUAAAUAAUAGCUUAAUAAUUUACGUAUUCUUAAUAAAUAUAAACCUUAAAUUUAAAUAUUUAACUCACAAAUAUCAUAUU